AUGUCCAGUGAAGAAGAUCAGACAAUUGUCAAUUUACACUUCCAGGGUCACAACAUCAGUAGUAAUGAUCCCGCUAGCGUUGUCACGGAAGCACUACAGUUGUGUCUUUCAGAAGAGCAGGCCUUAAUCAAAGCACCACCGGGACUCGACAAGGCUCUAGCAGCUAUCUCUCUGUCCGAACCUAUCUCGUAUGACUUUUUGAAGACAGGGUUCAAGGCCUGGUUUGCGUACUUCCUUGCGACCGGGCGCAACCUCAUGGUCAAAGAAUAUGCUGCUCGUCUAUCAACCUCCACACUCGAACAGGUAGCUGCUGAGGUAUCCGCGACCGAUGCUCAUGAUUCUGUGGACAGACGCCUCCAACAUAUCUUACACUCUUCUGACCGUGGCAACUCUCGUUCCCGACUACUGGCCAACGUCCAAUCAUCAAAGGUGUCGCUCCUCUUGCCCCCCGAGCCCUGUUCUCGUCCCACAAAACGUCGGCGCUCUGACAGCUUGCGUCGCAACCAGCAAAUGGCUUCUCCCAGCCUCCUCAAGACAUCUAUUGCCGACGCAGAAGUCACGAUGCACGAAGGGAGCAUAUCAGAAGCGCUGCAAGAAUGGAAGACGUUUGAAAUCGACCCACAAUACGAAUAUGCGUGGCCAAAGGCCAGGAACCUCCCAUUCGUCUUCCCCCACUACAUGUGCACUGCGAUUGUCAAGGCAGGUGAUACAGCCUGUGUCAUGCUGUCCUUUCUAUCGGACCCAACCGAGUGUCACUUCGUUGUCGAUAUAUCUGCCAGAGAAGUGCAGCAUGUCGCAAAGGAGCUCUUUGGCGUCCAUACCCAGGUCAUACAGAUGCGGCGAUGUCUCGUCUUGGAACAUAGCGCCAUGGUCGAUAUCAACAGGAGUGUAAAGCCCAGAGGGGCUACAAACGUGCCUAUUGACAAACUAUUUGGGCAGGUGGUCAGUACGGCAUUUCGCCAGGGGCCGCAACGCAUGGAGGAACUUUCAAAUGGUGAGAUGCUAUCCAGGUGUCUGUCUAUGACCAUAUGGGAGACAGACGAUAGCCCAGGCCGGCUCGACAUUGGGUUAGAAGCACAACAUGCCGUCGCGAUAUGGCGCGGGCUUUGGCCUGAUGGACUUCACUCAGCAAAUAUCAUGCCUUCUUCCUGA
Anthostomella pinea is the source of this 1152-nucleotide messenger RNA. Lineage: Eukaryota; Fungi; Ascomycota; Sordariomycetes; Xylariales; Xylariaceae. The record is from the annotation of a GenBank genome assembly.